Messenger RNA from Bufo bufo (common toad), 3229 nucleotides. It is a transcript of the gene CLCN4, whose product is annotated as chloride voltage-gated channel 4. Gene Ontology annotation, biological process: transmembrane transport; chloride transport. Gene Ontology annotation, cellular component: synaptic vesicle; membrane; Golgi apparatus. Gene Ontology annotation, molecular function: voltage-gated chloride channel activity. The transcript is spliced from 13 exons. Bases 265 to 2547 code for a protein of 760 amino acids. The record is from RefSeq and is a predicted model, not a curated record. NCBI's taxonomy places the organism in Eukaryota, Metazoa, Chordata, Amphibia, Anura, Bufonidae.
GGUGGGACACUCGCCCCUGAAGAAGCAAACAGGCGAAACCUAGGUCGGGCAGAUCUAUGUGUGUGGAGGUUUUAUUCAAUGCUUAUAAUCUUACUUCUAUUCCCAGUCCACCGUGAUAUGGGAACACUGGCUGUAUCCAGGCGGCAGCUCAUCAGGACUGGCUUAUACAUUGUGGCAUCCUCUGCUUAGCUACAGUUCUUUUACAUCACCACAGAUCAGCAAGAACAAAACGUCACAUCAGGCCACCAAGAAGGAGACGCCAGCAUGGUUAAUACUGGAGAGAUAAAUGGUUCCAGCAACCUUAUGGAUUUCCUUGAUGAACCCAUUCCAGAUGUUGGGACAUAUGAGGAUUUCCACACCAUUGACUGGUUGAGGGAGAAGUCACGGGAUACAGAUAGACAUAGAAAGAUUACCAGCAAAAGCAAAGAAUCUGCUUGGGAAUUCAUCAAAGGACUUCUAGAUGCAUGGUCGGGAUGGGUCGUCAUGCUUCUUAUUGGCCUGCUGGCAGGUACUUUAGCAGGUGUCAUAGACUUGGCAGUGGACUGGAUGACUGACCUAAAAGAGGGAAUAUGUCUUGAUGGGUUCUGGUAUAGCCAAGAACAGUGCUGCUGGACAUCAAAUGAAGCCACCUUUGAUAACCGGGAUAAAUGUCCUCAGUGGCAGAAAUGGUCUGAACUGAUGAUCGAAAAAUCAGAGGGUGCCAGUGCUUAUAUCUUAAAUUAUUUCCUUUAUAUUAUGUGGGCUUUGACCUUCGCUUUUCUGGCUGUUUCCUUGGUUAGAGUCUUUGCUCCUUAUGCGUGUGGCUCUGGAAUUCCCGAGAUAAAAACCAUCCUCAGCGGUUUCAUAAUAAGGGGUUACCUGGGAAAAUGGACACUGUUGAUAAAAACAGUGACUUUAGUGCUGGUGGUAUCUUCAGGAUUGAGCCUCGGAAAAGAGGGACCUUCAGUGCAUGUUGCAUGCUGUUGUGGCAACCUGUUCAGCAGCCUGCUGUCUAAGUACAGCAAGAAUGAAGGGAAGAGGAGGGAAGUACUCUCAGCAGCAGCGGCAGUAGGAGUCUCUGUUGCCUUUGGAGCUCCAAUUGGUGGUGUGCUUUUCAGUUUGGAAGAGGUCAGUUACUAUUUUCCGCUAAAAACCCUGUGGCGUUCCUUUUUUGCUGCUCUUGUGGCUGCAUUUACCCUGAGAUCAAUCAACCCGUUUGGGAACAGUCGUUUGGUUCUCUUUUAUGUGGAAUACCAUACUCCUUGGUACAUGGCUGAGCUAUUUCCUUUCAUUCUCUUGGGUGUUUUUGGAGGACUUUGGGGAACCCUCUUCAUUCGCUGCAACAUUGCUUGGUGCCGCAGACGCAAGACCACAAGCCUUGGCAAGUACCCAGUACUGGAAGUCAUUGUGGUCACAGCAAUUACGGCCAUUAUAGCUUACCCAAACCCAUACACCCGAAGAAGCACAAGUGAACUCAUCUCGGAGCUCUUCAAUGACUGUGGAGCUCUUGAAUCUUCUCAACUCUGUGAUUACAUUAAUGAUAUCAACAUGACCAGACCUGUGGAUGACAUCCCGGAUCGACCAGCUGGUCCAGGAGUUUACACUGCCAUGUGGCAAUUGGCUUUAGCUCUUGUUUUUAAAAUUGUUAUCACUAUUUUCACAUUUGGCAUGAAGAUCCCAUCUGGUCUAUUUAUUCCAAGCAUAGCAGUGGGAGCUAUAGCUGGUCGCAUAGUCGGUGUUGGAGUUGAGCAGCUUGCCUACCACCACCAUGACUGGAUCAUCUUUAGGAACUGGUGCAGACCAGGAGCAGAUUGUGUCACUCCAGGCCUCUAUGCUAUGGUGGGAGCUGCAGCUUGCCUAGGUGGUGUCACUAGGAUGACCGUUUCCUUGGUUGUCAUCAUGUUUGAGUUGACGGGUGGUCUGGAGUACAUAGUACCAUUAAUGGCGGCCGCUGUCACAAGUAAAUGGGUUGCAGAUGCAUUUGGGAAAGAAGGAAUUUACGAAGCUCACAUCCAUUUAAAUGGAUACCCAUUCUUGGAUGUAAAGGAUGAAUUCACCCACAGAACUCUAGCAACAGAUGUCAUGAGACCUCGUCGUGGUGAGCCGCCGCUCUCUGUUCUUACUCAGGACAACAUGACAGUAGAAGAUGUGGAGACUUUAAUCAAAGACACAGAUUAUAAUGGUUUCCCCGUUGUGGUAUCCAGAGACUCAGAACGUCUGAUUGGCUUCGCACAAAGAAGAGAACUCAUAAUUGCCAUCAAGAAUGCCAGACAGAGGCAGGAUGGAGUGGUAAGCAACUCCAAUGUAUAUUUCACAGAAGACCCCCCGGAGCUUCCAGCUAACAGCCCUCAUCCUCUGAAACUAAGACGCAUUCUCAACCUAAGUCCAUUCACUGUCACAGACCACACACCCAUGGAGACUGUGGUGGACAUCUUUAGAAAACUUGGAUUGAGACAAUGUCUUGUUACUCGGAGUGGGAGGCUUCUGGGUAUUAUAACCAAAAAGGAUGUUUUAAGACACAUGGCUCAGAUGGCUAAUCAAGACCCAGAAUCCAUUAUGUUUAACUAGACUGUACAUUGCGUGUGGGAGGAAUGUUCUGCAGAAGUGCUGGAUGAAUCUGGAGGCUUUUCAGGAAGGGGAGCAAAAACAGAAAUGACGGUGGCUGACAUGAAGAACCUGAAACACGUCUCACCAGUAUGAUCAGCAGCCUAACAGUUAUGUGAGAUAUGCCCUCAGUAAUGGUCACUGACAGUUGCACGUCACUCGAGAUGCUCCCUUUUGCUUUGACUAUAAUGCAUGUAUGUGGCUGGAUGUAAAUUUCUCAAUAACAUUUUGAGGCUUUCAGAUCAUUUUUUAAUGAAAAUAAACUAUUACAAACCAAUGGACAGAUAUAUAGUAUUUAUGUUAGAUCUGAAUUCAGACUUGGUGAGAUUUAUUGAAAAAGAAUACCAGACUUUAUAACUUACAACAGGCAUGCUCAACCUGCGGCCCUCCAGCUGUUGCAAAACUACAACUCCCAGCAUCCCUGAACAGCCUACAGCUAUCAGCCUACAGCAGGGCAUUGUGGGAGUUGUAGUUUUACAACAGCUGGAGGCCCCAGGUUGAGCAUGCCUGACUUACAACAUGAAAGCCUGUUUUACAGCGGUACAUUUCUUAGAAUGCAUAGUUUGAGAGUCUCCUUCCUCGGAGUAGGUCACUUGGUCUUUUGUCAAGGUUGUAAUUUUAUAUAAUUUUAGAAAAGAGCAAAGUU